GAACAAAACUACUUUCCUCCUUUUGUUUAUUCUUAAUUACCUAGAGCUCUCAAACAGAGAGAUGGGUAGAGCAAACCCAGAAAUCUCAAUCAUUCCCCAAAAUUUGACUAAAGAGAGUCGUAAAUCUGAGUUUGAUUCGAGUUUAUCUGAUAUGGUGUUUGGGUUUCUUGAUCAUGAGGAUGGUGAGAGAUUGCAAGAGAGCAGAUUUAAUAGCCAAGAAAGUGAAGAAUUUCUUGAUGAAGAUGAAGAGAAUGAAAACAAUGAUGGCGUUGAAGAGGACAAGAGUUUCUGGUCCCAUCAGAAGCAGCUUCUCCAGGAUACCUUAUGCAGAACAAGCUCUCUUGAAUCAAGAAUUAGAAAUGUAACCAAGGAAGCAUUGAAGGACAUACAAAUGUCAGGGACAAUUUGUGGGUGUGGAAGACCAAUGGUGGGCGGCUGCCGGAAUUGCCUCAUGAGAGAAGUUUCCGGCCGCCUCCAAAAUUCCGGGUUCAAUAGUGCCAUUUGUAGGUCAAAGUGGAGAAACUCUCCAGAUAUGCCUUCAGGGGAGCAUACAUUCAUAGAUGUGAUGGACAAUUCAAAUAUUAAUAAUAGAGGGGGAGUAAGGGUGAUCAUCGAACUAAAUUUCCGGGCCGAGUUUGAGAUGGCGAGAGCAAGUGAAGAUUACAACGGAUUAGUCCGGCAAUUACCAGAAGUUUUUGCUGGGAAAAUUGAGAGAUUAAACAAUGUAAUAAAGAUAUUGUGUUUGGGUGCUAAGAAAUGCAUGAAGGAGAAGAAAAUUCACAUGGGGCCAUGGAGAAAACACAGGUACAUGCAGGCUAAGUGGCUUAGAACAUGUGAGCGGAUCACACCGAGUAUGCAGAACUUGUCGAUGGGAUAUGGAAGUGGUCGAUUGCAGAAGCCCAAGGCAUCGAUGCUGACUGUGGAUUUGCUUGAUAUGUUGCCUAAUAUGCAUCGUACAGCCGUUGCAGUUUUGUGAGUUUAAUUUGCAGUUUUGAUUACUUUGUAAUCCUGAAAAAGGGGCCGGGUUGAAUAUUAAUAUGUAAACUAAAGAGAUGUAUAUAUUGGGGGAUGAUGAGUAAAUAAUAACAUGCUCUUGCUUUUCUUCUUUCUUUUGAUUA
Molecule: messenger RNA, 1118 nt
Organism: Tripterygium wilfordii
Lineage: Eukaryota; Viridiplantae; Streptophyta; Magnoliopsida; Celastrales; Celastraceae
Exons: 2
Coding region: 62-976 (304 amino acids)
Source: RefSeq, a predicted model, not a curated record